AUGGAACAACAUGGAGAGCAGUAUGACUACAGAAAUGGCUACAAACUCAACGACACUGGCGUAUACAUUAAUGAUAAACAGCAGCUUCAAAUACAGGAAGCAAAGGCAGAAGAUGCCGGACGCUACUCUUGCAUUGCUGAGAAUAAGCCUGGACGCGCAGAGAAGGAUCUUGUGGUUUCUAUCCUCAAGCCACCGCUAAUGGAAAUUCGCUUUGCACCUAAGGAGGUUCAACAAGGCCACCAACUGACCUUGCAAUGUCCUUUGGAUGAUCCUACGGUUGAAUUUUUCUGGACAAAGAAUGGCAUACCUGUUACGACUUCGGACAAAGUUCAGAAUGAAGCAGGAGAGGAUCAGGCCGUUUUUGACACGAUUGUCAAUGGUAGAACAGCUCAAUAUGUAACAUCUGUAAGCAGAGUUGCUCCCAAAAUUCGAGGUCCAUCAUUCCGCUCAAUGGACGUGAUCUUGAACCAAACGGUCGAAUUGGCAUGUGAUGUUGAGGGUACACCUGCCCCAACGAUUACAUGGUUAAUGGAUGGCAAAACAUUGCUGGAAAAUGAAAAUGUGCAGUUUGUGGACAGUGGUCGUGUACUUUUGCUGAACCAUGUGCAAAGCGAGGAAGAAGGGCGAUACACUUGCAAAGCAGAGAACAAGGCUGGAAAAGCAGAGGCAGACACAUAUGUCCAAGUUACCGUAUCUGCAAGCCUUACCCCACUGAUAGUUGCUAAUCAGGUAAAUGCCUAAUG
Strongylus vulgaris is the source of this 743-nucleotide messenger RNA. The record is from the annotation of a GenBank genome assembly. Lineage: Eukaryota; Metazoa; Nematoda; Chromadorea; Rhabditida; Strongylidae.